UCAGGAACGCUCCAUAAAAGCCGGAGCGCCCCCACCCCGGCCACUCCAGCUCUGACUCCAGCGCCGCCGCCAUGACCUCCUUCACUCGCUCAUCCUUCUCCGGCCGCGUCGCUUCCAUCAGGGCUCCCAGUGUGUACGCAGGAGCCGGGGGCUCCGGGGUCCGCAUCUCCAGCACCAGUGUCCCGAGGAGCUUUUCCUCGGCGGGAGCCGGGUUCAAUCUGAUGGAUGCGCUCGACGGGCCGGACAGCAACAAGAAGACCACCAUGCAAAACUUGAACGACCGCCUGGCGUCGUACCUGGAGAAGGUGCGGCAGCUAGAGGCCGCCAACACUGACCUGGAGCUCAAGAUCCGAACCUUUCUGGAGAGCAAGGCCAUGCCCGAGGGUCAGGACCGCUCCGCAUACCAUAGUGUGAUCAGUGACCUGCAGAACCAGAUCCAGGACGCCCGCUCUACCAACGGCUCCAUUUACCUGGCCAUUGACAACGCCAAGCUGGCGGCUGACGACUUCCGGGUCAAGUACGAGAACGAGCUGGCUUUGCGUCAGUCGGUGGAGGGCGACAGCGCCGGGUUGAAGAGGGCUCUGGACGAGCUGACCCUUGGUCGCUCCGACCUGGAGAUGCAGAUCGAGUCACUGCGUGAGGAGCUCAUCCACCUGAAGAAAAACCAUGAGGAGGACCUGCUGGCUCUGCGGGAGCAGAUGGGGGGUCAGGUCAACGUGGAGGUGGACGCGGCGCCACAGCAGGACCUGUCUGCCAUUAUGGCUGAGAUCAGAGCACAGUACGAGAACGUUGCCGCGAAAAACCGCAAAGAUCUGGAGAACUGGUUCCAGGCCAAGACUGAGGGUCUUAACAAGGAGACGGCUGAGUUCUCAGAGUCGCUGCAGUCGUGCCGCUCCGAGGUGACGGAGGUCAAGCGCACCCUGCAGGGUCUGGAGAUCGAGCUGCAGGCCCAGCUCAGCAUGAAAUCCUCCCUGGAGGGGACUCUGGCCGACACGCAGAGCCGCUACGCUUGCAUGCUGGCCGGCUACCAGAGAGAGGUGAGCGCUCUGGAGGAGCAGUUGGCCCAGAUGAGAGCAGACAUGGAGCGCCAGGGGCACGAGUACCAGACGCUGCUGGACAUCAAGACCCGGCUGGAGAUGGAGAUCGCAGAGUACCGCCGCCUGCUGGAUGGAGAGCUCUCACUUGCGCAUGAUGUCUGCUCUCGUAGCUCUUCUACCACGACCACCACCAGGCGAGUGGUGACGGUGGUGGAGAAGGUGGUUGAUGGGGUCGUGACGUCCACAAGCUCCUCCUACCAUUAAACACCAGCCAUAGAGCUCAACCCUGGAUCCAGAAGGGACCUGGAGAUUCAUCAGUCAAACACAUGAGAGCGGUUCUCCAAACCAGGUCUAGUUACAGACCAGUUUCCUGUAUGUUGUCAACUGAAAUUAAAACAAACAGAAAAGGAAAUACCUGUAACGUCCAGGUGCUGUAGGUUGACAGUAAGUGGGGCGACAGGCAAGGCUCUGAGCGCAUGCGCACCCCGUGCCAUAUGGUCUUCCCGGUGAACGGAGUCCUGAGGCAGCUCAGUGGUCUU
Messenger RNA from Synchiropus splendidus (mandarinfish), 1576 nucleotides. Its product is annotated as keratin, type I cytoskeletal 13-like. Gene Ontology annotation, molecular function: structural molecule activity. The coding region runs from base 72 to 1301 and encodes 409 amino acids. The transcript is spliced from 7 exons. NCBI's taxonomy places the organism in Eukaryota, Metazoa, Chordata, Actinopteri, Syngnathiformes, Callionymidae. The record is from RefSeq and is a predicted model, not a curated record.